UAACACAACAGAAUUCCUUCAAGGUCACCCAGGGCCGUCAGAUCAGUCGUCAGACAUUUAGAAAAACAGCUCCCUCCUGUGCACGCACAGACGAACACAAGUCUGUGAGUGUUUGCAAACACAGCCCCAGAGAUGAGUGUAGCAAGGUCUUCUCAUUAAUACAGCGACACAUAUACACACUGUCAAGCUGUGACUGGCUAGGUUAUUGUAUCCUAGCAACAGAGAUAGGCAUCGACCAUUAAGUAUUUCUUUGUGACCACAGCAGAGCAGUGAAGGCAGUCCGACUUCUGAUUUUUUCCACUUGCUAGUCUUUACCCCACUUUACACCUGCUUCAUAUCUGUCCCUGCUUCUCAGUUUACAUCCCUUUAACCUGGCAGGCACAUCAUAAACGUCUGACUGAAUCUUCCUCUCUGACUCAGACACUGAGAAUGAGGAGUGUGCAGCUAAAAGAGAGAAGGGUCUCAGUGAAGAGGAUAGAUCCCCAGAUUUCUGUGGAGUCACACCAAACUGGUAUCUGCUCAACAAGAAACCUAAUUUUCUGAAUUAACAGCCAGUCAUCUUUAUUUUGGAACAUUCUCACAUCCCACUGAGUGCAGGUACAUGUUUAUUUCCAUGGAAAACUAACUACUUACAUGAGCAUUCUGAGAGAAAGUUAGGGUUUCAGAACGAUGCACACUCCAGCGUCCAUGGUGAUGGGCAUUGUUUUUUCUCCUUUGGGACUGGUCCUCGUCUUCACGGCUGCUAUCACCCCUCAGUGGAGAGAGGGACAAGCUCGCCUGAACAUGGCAGGGACGGGCUCUCUUUUUCGACUUGGAGCAAAAGGCCAUGGGAUGGGUCCCAGGACCGGGUCAGUGGAGGCUCUGCUCUUACUGCGCUCUGAUGGCUUGUGGGAGAGCUGCCUGCAGGUGGAACACUCUGAGCUGAAGCAGUGCUGGCCUGUAGCUGGUUCGUACCAGAAAGAUCCCCGGGUUCGUCUGGCACAAGGCUUAGUGCUCACCUCCUUGUUCCUGUGCGGCCUUGGCAUUGUGCUGGCUUGUAUCGGGGUCCGAUGCUGGACAGAUCUGCCUUUGAGAGGCGUUGCAGCCUCCGGAGGACUCCUGGUGGUAAUCGCUGGCCUGCUGAGCCUGACUGCAUUAGGGGUGUACACCCACAACCUCAGAAGACUUGGGAUGGAUCCAAGCCAUGGGAUCAGUAACCCCAGGUUUCCCCAGCUCAGCUUGCAUCCAGCUGGCUCUCUUUACUUUGGCUGGUUGGGUUCAUGUCUGCAGGUUCUGGGGGGCAGUGCAUUGAUGUUCAGCUUCAAACAGCCAAGAUGCCCAACAUGCCCAUCACGUCCAGAACAAACUGUCUGCCCUGCCUUUCGCUCCUGUCCAGAAAUUACCAGCAAGACCGACAUGGAUGUCUACGAAGUCAGCUGUUAGAACAUAAGGUUAGACAUGCAAAAAAUUUCAACACGAUCAAAAAGGGAGCAAAUUUUGACAUACACCACAUAAACUCCUCAUAUCUGCCAAUGUAUGAAAUGAAAGUCACUGAGACAUAUCAUGACUGAUUGUGAUCAAUCAGACAUUGAUUCAUGAAGUUAUGGAUAUUAAAUCAGCACAAAAAUGUUCAAAUUGAUAAAAUAUUCGAUUACUUUACUGACAUGUUGUCGAGCUCUUGUGGUCUCCUGUCUCUAUUACCGGUGUUCUGAGAUUUUUUCCUACCUAAAAUUUUUUCAUACCGUAGCAAAAAAUUAUAAUAAAUAAAAUCAAUCAAACCUUCUUGCUGGAUGCUGCAGUUAAUCUUUGGUGGUCUGUCCAUUUCCUGCUCUACCUGUUGAUUUCCAUCACUGCUUUUGGCACAAAACUUAAUAACUUUUCCAGCUGUUUAAUACAGCUGGAAAAGCACAUUCACUCACACACAGGCAUAAAGACAUGCAUUUGAUUUGUCCCUCA
Cololabis saira (Pacific saury) is the source of this 1935-nucleotide messenger RNA. It is a transcript of the gene cldn23l, whose product is annotated as claudin 23-like. Lineage: Eukaryota; Metazoa; Chordata; Actinopteri; Beloniformes; Belonidae. The record is from RefSeq and is a predicted model, not a curated record. Gene Ontology annotation, cellular component: plasma membrane; bicellular tight junction. Bases 670 to 1422 code for a protein of 250 amino acids. Gene Ontology annotation, molecular function: structural molecule activity. The transcript has 2 exons. Gene Ontology annotation, biological process: cell adhesion; bicellular tight junction assembly.